AUGACAGAGAAGAGCUAUGGGACUUUUUUGUACCUUUACGGCCGACCUCAAGGAAUCGACAGGGAUGUCAUCCUCUGUGACUACACUGAUGCGAACAGGGAGUUUUUCAUUACGGGUCAAAUUUGCACUCAAAAGGAGAAGAAAUUUACCGCACUGUUCACAAAUGCUGAAGACCGAAACUAUCGCCAAGCGGUGCAGAAAGCCCUUGACGCUGGACUUGGAGAGCUGAAGUCAUACCCUGAAACUGAAACUGAGGAGAAGUGGACAGAGUUCUGGGCGAAACCCGACGGCGCUAACCUCGCACACCUUCUCUCGUCUAACAGCACUAAAGUUGGCUGCGCCAUUGGAACAUGCGCUGCAGCAGCACAAGUGUAUCGAACUUCACAAAGUGCCACAUUUCUUUUUUGUCAGAUGGAGCCUGCAGCAGUGAAAGACAAGGCUCCCUUCGACAAGGAGUAUUACGAAGCGCUCAAAGAACGAAAAACACAAUUGACAGCAAUGACUGACGAGGACCUCAAAGCUCCUGUCCAGGGCGCUGCAGCUGCUGCCGUACCCUCCCUUCUUGUAGCAGGCUUAACUGCUAUAGUGGCAUUUGCCUCUGCAUAG
Eimeria mitis is the source of this 606-nucleotide messenger RNA. Its product is annotated as SAG family member. The transcript has 5 exons. Lineage: Eukaryota; Apicomplexa; Conoidasida; Eucoccidiorida; Eimeriidae. The coding region runs from base 1 to 606 and encodes 201 amino acids. The record is from RefSeq and is a predicted model, not a curated record.